AGCCGUUUGUGCUGGUGUCCACAGAGACAGACCACAAAUGAAGCUGGUGUCUUUAGACUUUGUUUGUAAUUCUGUAAUCUUCAAAAUUCGAAAUAAAAAAUUAAAAUCAAAUGAAGUGAAGACGGUUUUUUAGUAGUUUCAGGUUGGAGAUCUCAACAAAUCUAUCUGUCUAAAUCUAAAUAUUGGUGACUGUUGCAUGGUUGUACACUAACAUUGCCCUAAGCAUAACCAUUAUUAUUCUAAUUAUCAUACUAAUAUUUAAUUUAAAAACAUGCUGGGCUAUGCAAACGCAGGUAUUCCAGAUAAAUCCUGGCAACCACCUACUGCAGUACUAGAAACUACGAUGGGCACAAUAGUUGUAGAGAUGUACUGGAAACAUACACCAAUGACUUGCAGAAACUUCAUGGAACUAGUUAGAAGGAAUUACUAUAACAAUACAAAAUUCCAUAGAGUCAUUAGAGAUUUCAUGAUCCAAGGAGGUGAUCAUACUGCAACAGGAAAGGGUGGUCAGUCAAUAUAUGGACCACAGUUUGAUGAUGAAAUAACAACUGAUUUGAAGCAUACAGGGGCUGGUAUACUUUCUAUGGCAAAUGCUGGCCCAAACACUAAUGGUUCUCAGUUUUUUAUAACAUUAGCACCUACACAAUGGUUAGACGGAAAACACACUAUAUUUGGAAGAGUCCAAAGUGGAAUGACAGUGGUAAAAAGAAUAGGUCUUGUUGAAUGUGAUAAAAAUGACUGCCCAGUUGAUGAUGUGAAAAUUGAAAGAGCAUAUAUACCAAAAUAAAUGUGUAUUGCAUUCAGUAAAGAA
Bicyclus anynana (squinting bush brown) is the source of this 811-nucleotide messenger RNA. It is a transcript of the gene Cypl, whose product is annotated as peptidyl-prolyl cis-trans isomerase-like 1. The transcript is spliced from 2 exons. Gene Ontology annotation, cellular component: catalytic step 2 spliceosome. Lineage: Eukaryota; Metazoa; Arthropoda; Insecta; Lepidoptera; Nymphalidae. The record is from RefSeq and is a predicted model, not a curated record. Gene Ontology annotation, molecular function: peptidyl-prolyl cis-trans isomerase activity. Bases 272 to 787 code for a protein of 171 amino acids. Gene Ontology annotation, biological process: protein peptidyl-prolyl isomerization; protein folding.